AUGGCGGCAGGCGUGGCCACGUGGCUGCCUUUUGCGCGGGCGGCCGCGGUGGGCUGGCUGCCCCUGGCCCAGCAGCCUCUGCCCCCCGCGCCGGGGGUGAAGGCGUCCCGAGGGGACGAGGUUCUGGUGGUGAAUGUGAGCGGCCGGCGCUUCGAGACCUGGAAGAACACGCUGGACCGUUACCCAGACACCCUGCUAGGCAGCUCCGAGAAGGAAUUCUUCUAUGACGCGGACUCGGGCGAGUACUUCUUCGAUCGCGACCCGGACAUGUUCCGGCACGUGCUGAACUUCUACCGCACGGGCCGCCUGCACUGCCCGCGGCAGGAGUGCAUCCAGGCCUUCGACGAAGAGCUGGCUUUCUACGGCCUAGUGCCCGAGCUCGUGGGCGACUGCUGCCUCGAAGAGUACCGGGACCGCAAGAAGGAGAACGCCGAGCGCCUGGCGGAGGACGAGGAGGCCGAGCAGGCCGGCGAUGGCCCAGCCCUGCCGGCUGGCAGCUCCUUGAGGCAGCGGCUCUGGCGGGCCUUCGAGAACCCGCACACGAGCACCGCGGCCCUCGUUUUCUACUACGUAACGGGCUUUUUCAUCGCCGUCUCGGUCAUCGCCAACGUGGUGGAGACCAUCCCGUGCCGCGGCCCCGCGCGGCGGUCCCCGAGGGAGCAGCCCUGCGGCGACCGCUUCCCCCUGGCCUUUUUCUGCAUGGACACGGCCUGUGUGCUCAUAUUCACGGGCGAGUACCUCCUGCGGCUGUUCGCCGCCCCCAGCCGGUGCCGCUUCCUGCGGAGUGUAAUGAGCCUUAUCGACGUCGUGGCCAUCCUGCCCUACUACAUCGGGCUUUUCGUGCCCAAGAACGAGGAUGUCUCGGGCGCCUUCGUCACCCUGCGUGUGUUCCGGGUGUUCCGCAUCUUCAAGUUCUCCAGGCACUCACAGGGCUUGCGGAUUCUGGGCUACACCCUCAAGAGCUGUGCCUCUGAGCUCGGCUUUCUCCUCUUUUCCCUCACCAUGGCCAUCAUCAUCUUCGCCACUGUCAUGUUUUAUGCCGAGAAGGGCACAAACAAGACCAACUUUACUAGCAUCCCUGCGGCCUUCUGGUAUACCAUUGUCACCAUGACCACACUUGGCUAUGGAGACAUGGUGCCCAGCACCAUCGCUGGCAAGAUUUUCGGAUCCAUCUGCUCCCUCAGCGGUGUCCUGGUCAUCGCACUGCCUGUGCCGGUCAUCGUGUCCAACUUUAGCCGCAUCUACCACCAGAACCAGCGUGCUGACAAGCGCCGAGCACAACAGAAGGUGCGCUUGGCAAGGAUCCGGUUGGCAAAGAGUGGUACCACCAAUGCCUUCCUGCAGUACAAGCAGAACGGGGGCCUUGAGGACAGCGGCAGUGGGGAGGAACAGGCGCUGUGUGUCCGGAACCGGUCUGCUUUCGAGCAACAACAUCACCACCUCCUGCACUGUCUAGAGAAGACAACGUGCCAUGAGUUCACGGAUGAGCUGACUUUCAGUGAGGCUCUGGGCGCUGUCUCACUGGGGGGCCGCACGAGCCGCAGCACCUCUGUGUCCUCCCAGGCAGUGGGGCCCGGCGGCCUGCUGUCCUCCUGCUGCCCCCGCAGGGCCAAGCGCCGUGCCAUUCGCCUCGCCAACUCCACGGCUUCAGUCAGUCGCGGCAGCAUGCAGGAGCUGGACACACUGGCAGGGCUGCGCAGGAGCCCUGCCCCUCAGAGCCGCUCAAGCCUCAAUGCCAAGUCCCAUGACAGCCUCGACCUGAACUGCGACAGCCGGGACUUUGUGGCUGCCAUCAUCAGUAUCCCUACCCCUCCUGCCAACACGCCGGACGAGAGCCAACCUUCCUCCCCUGGUGGUGGUGGUGGGGCCAGCAGCACCCUCAGGAACUCCAGCCUGGGCACCCCUUGCCUCCUCCCGGAGACUGUCAAGAUCUCUUCCCUGUGA
Messenger RNA from Neomonachus schauinslandi (Hawaiian monk seal), 1944 nucleotides. RefSeq names its product potassium voltage-gated channel subfamily D member 1 (gene KCND1). Gene Ontology annotation, molecular function: A-type (transient outward) potassium channel activity; protein binding. NCBI's taxonomy places the organism in Eukaryota, Metazoa, Chordata, Mammalia, Carnivora, Phocidae. The record is from RefSeq and is a predicted model, not a curated record. Bases 1 to 1944 code for a protein of 647 amino acids. The transcript has 6 exons. Gene Ontology annotation, cellular component: membrane; voltage-gated potassium channel complex. Gene Ontology annotation, biological process: protein homooligomerization; potassium ion transmembrane transport.